GCUGUCUCUCGCAUCCUCGCAAGUGAUUAAUUGUGGCCUUGCAUCUGUUCGUUGUAAUCUUUAGACUCCAUCACGCACUUUUGAUUCCCUUCUGCAUCAUUCCCUCAUAAUGACCAGCACAUCCGCUACUUCUUCCCCUUCUCAGAUUCACCAGAACGUCGUUCCUUCUGAAGUCGGAUGGCAAUUUGUUCCUCAGUAUUACACUUUUGUUAACAAGCAGCCCAAUCGUUUGCAUUGCUUUUACACUAAAACCUCCACCUUCAUUCAUGGUACCGAGGGCGAGGAUGUCAAGGCAUGCUUUGGCCAGCAGGAAAUUCAUAACAAGAUCACUUCUCUUGGCUUCGACGAUUGCAAAGUCUACAUCCAUUCAGUGGACGCCCAGUCUAGUGCCAAUGGCGGUAUCAUCAUUCAGGUCAUCGGCGAGAUGUCAAAUCAUGGCGACCCGUGGCGCAAGUUCGUGCAGACAUUCUUCCUUGCAGAACAGCCCAAUGGUUAUUUUGUGCUCAAUGACAUCUUCCGCUUCUUGAAGGAGGAGACUGUCGAAGAUGACGCAAGCGAACCUGAGGCUUCUUCUACUGCACCCUCCGAACCUGCACCCGAAUCCGUUCGUGAACCAACUCCCCCGCCUCCUGCUUCUGAACCAGAAGUUGAAGAGCCGACUACCAUGGUUCCUGAGCCCAUUUCCCCACCCCCUGAACCGGAACCUGCCCUAGUUGAGGUCAACGGUGUCCAUCAUGAGCCUGAGCCUCAACCGGAGCCCGUCUCUGAGCCUUCCACUCCCGAAGCUGAGCCCGAGCCUGCACCUGCCGCUCUGGUUGUGCCGCCACAAGCGCCUGCACCUCCUCCACUUGUUGCGCCGCCACCAGCGCCUGCACCUCCCACUCUGGUUACACCGCCGCCAGCUCCAGCGCAGGCACCUGCUCCUCAACCACCAGCACCUGCACCAAAACCUGCAGCACCAAAAACGUGGGCUAGCCUCGCUGCCGCCGACUCUAAGCGCUGGGGUGCACAGGUAGCCACUGAAUCAAAAGGGAUGUCCGAGGUCCCCGCUUCUGCAGCAUUCCCAGCACCCGCACAAGUGCCAUCUGGCGGUGCUUCUUCUCCUAAUCCACGGAGAGAGCACUCAGCUAUCGCUACUGCAAACGCACUUACGACGCCACAGUGUUUUGUCAAGGGUGUCACUGAGGUUGUGUCGCAACAGCAACUGAUGGACGUCGAGAUCGUACGCAGUAAAGCCUGUGCCUUCCUCGAGUUCAACAGCCUUGAUGCUGCUAAGAAAGCCAUCAUCGCCUCGCUUCCUACGAACGUUGGUGGUGAGGGUGGACUGCGCUUGGAUGGCCCUGAGGGAAGCAUUCGGAUCGUCGUGGAGACCAGGAAGGAGCGUGCAGACCGGCCGAUCAGUCGGCCGCGGGGUGGUGCGCCUAACGGCGAGGCUAGGGGGGGUUCAUUCCGUGGCCGUGGGGGAUCUCGGGGCGGUCGUGGUGGUCCUCCACCCCCUAAGCAGUAAGUACGGGUGUGCAUGAUGAUUCGGAGGAGGGAUGGGGGUGGGGAUGCUCUUCUGCGUGGUAUACUUGUUGUCCUAAGCUUAUUCCAUUUGCUUUUGUCCAUGUAGACGUGCGUGGUGAACGUGUUAUAAUACGAAAGUCACCCUCGUAUUCAUUUGUUUUGUUUGCUGUCAUCGUGUUUUUGGUAGUGGUUCAGUUUAUGAAUUCAGGGGUUUCCAGUCA
This is a messenger RNA of Suillus paluster, 1727 nucleotides long. RefSeq lists its product as uncharacterized. Gene Ontology annotation, biological process: protein deubiquitination; ribophagy. Gene Ontology annotation, cellular component: Ubp3-Bre5 deubiquitination complex; cytosol; ribonucleoprotein complex. Gene Ontology annotation, molecular function: mRNA binding. The transcript is spliced from 5 exons. The coding region runs from base 110 to 1507 and encodes 465 amino acids. NCBI's taxonomy places the organism in Eukaryota, Fungi, Basidiomycota, Agaricomycetes, Boletales, Suillaceae. The record is from RefSeq and is a predicted model, not a curated record.